CAGUGACUUCCACAUUUUUCUUUUCUCUUUUAUGUUGCUUCAGCUAAAUAAUUUGGUCUUUUUCUUAACAAUGCCGAGCGCUAUCGUGGCAAAGUUGUGGCCAGCAUUAAUGGUGCUGUUUCUAGUUGUUUGCUGUGCCGGGGUGUCUAAUGGAGGGGUCACAAGUCACUAUGUAAGAAAACCCGAAGCCUCUGUUUGCAUGCCUAAGGCCGCUUUCCCUCCCCCUCAAGGUUUUAAUGCACCAGAGCAGGUUCAUAUAACUCAAGGAGAUCAUGUUGGUAGAAGUAUGAUUAUUUCAUGGGUUACCCCAAUGGAAAAAUACCCCAAUACUGUUACCUAUUGGGCAGAGGGCAAGGGCAAGGACAAGCACAAGAAACAUUCUUCUAUCAAGUUUUACAGAUACUUCAAUUAUACUUCUGGCUAUAUUCACCAUGCCACCAUCAAAAGACUCGAGUAUAACACCCGUUACUUCUAUGAGCUUGGGAAUGGUAAGGCAACCCGUCAGUUUUUCUUCACAACUCCUCCCAAAGUAGGCCCAGAUGUUCCAUACACAUUUGGCAUCAUUGGUGAUAUGGGACAGACAUAUGAUUCCAAUCAAACAUUUGAGCAUUACAUGUCCAACACAAAGGCACAAGCUGUCCUUUAUGUCGGAGAUCUCUCUUAUGCGGAUGAUCACCCUUACCAUGACAACGUGAGGUGGGAUACAUGGGCCAGGUUCGUCGAAAAGAGUAAUGCGUAUCAGCCUUGGUUCUGGACUGUUGGCAAUCAUGAACUUGAUCUAGCUCCAGAGAUUGGUGAAAACAAACCUUUUAAGCCCUAUACUCAUAGAUAUCAUGUUCCCUAUAGGGCAUCAAAAAGUACAUCUCCACUUUGGUAUUCCAUUAAGCGUGCUUCUGCAUACAUAAUUUGCCUUUCUUCCUACUCAGCCUAUGGCAAGUAUACUGCACAGUACAAUUGGCUUAAGCAAGAGUUUCCAAAGGUGAACAGAGCAGAGACGCCAUGGCUAAUUGUUCUACUUCACUCUCCAAUGUAUAAUAGUAAUAACUACCAUUAUAUGGAAGGAGAAAGUAUGAGAGUUAUGUUCGAAUCCUGGUUCGUCGAAAACAAAGUCGACCUUGUCUUGUCUGGUCAUGUCCAUGCCUAUGAGCGUUCAGAGCGAAUAUCGAACGUGAAGUACAAUAUAACAGAUAGAUUGUGCACCCCCGUGAAGAACCCUUCUGCACCAAUCUACAUUACCAUCGGUGAUGGUGGUAAUAUGGAAGGCCUUGCAGAUAGAUUUACUGAACCACAGCCAAGUUACUCAGCAUUUCGUGAAGCAAGCUUCGGCCACGCAAUUCUGGAGAUAAAAAAUCGGACCCAUGCCUACUAUGCUUGGAACCGGAACCAGGACAAUGAAGCAGUUAUGGCUGAUUCUCUAUGGUUAUAUAAUAGGUACUGGUAUCCACAAGAAGAGCACAGCUCGGCUUAGAAUUAAUAUUUGGGUUCAAGUUUUGUGUUUCGCUUUGGCUUGAUUUGUUGCUAGCCUCUUCUUUUUUUUAAUUUAGUUGGUUGGUUUCCCAAUGUUUGUGUGUUAGUUUAUGGUUUUUGUUUUUUGCCUUCUGUUUUUUUUUUUUAACUCACUUUUGGGUUUAAAACGUUUUUCUUUAUGGUAAAGAAAGUAUAUAAUGUUCAUGUAAAUAGAACAAGAAUUUUCUAGUUUUCUAUGUUUGGCAUCGCUUUAUUUUAUUUUAUUUAGUUUA
This is a messenger RNA of Ziziphus jujuba (common jujube), 1739 nucleotides long. RefSeq names its product purple acid phosphatase 5. Gene Ontology annotation, molecular function: metal ion binding; acid phosphatase activity. The transcript has 8 exons. The record is from RefSeq and is a predicted model, not a curated record. Bases 32 to 1468 code for a protein of 478 amino acids. NCBI's taxonomy places the organism in Eukaryota, Viridiplantae, Streptophyta, Magnoliopsida, Rosales, Rhamnaceae.